This is a messenger RNA of Cornus florida, 1919 nucleotides long. Its product is annotated as 10-deacetylbaccatin III 10-O-acetyltransferase. NCBI's taxonomy places the organism in Eukaryota, Viridiplantae, Streptophyta, Magnoliopsida, Cornales, Cornaceae. The transcript is spliced from 2 exons. The coding region runs from base 189 to 1571 and encodes 460 amino acids. The record is from RefSeq and is a predicted model, not a curated record.
GUGGAAGUUGGCACAGGUCAAAGGCCAGAGAGUAGGUGAGAUUCCAGCAUUCUCCACGUCGUCUCUGCAAACUGAGCAUUGAAUAAACUCCUCUCUCUCUCUCUCACUCUCACUCUCACCCCCCACUUUAUAUCUCUAGGUUUGGUGCGAGCGAUCUAUAAAUCUGAAGUUCCAUCACCAAACCAAUCAUGAACCACCAAGCAAACCACCUAAUUCCAGCAAAGUGCCCACCACCAAUGGAGGUCAAGCUAUCGGAAACCACCGUCAUUUAUCCCUCUAGAACACCUUUCAACCACGACCAUGUCCUCCCUCUCUCCCACCUCGACAACGACCAUAACCUCCGUGUUACUUUCCGUUACGUCCGCGCGUACGUUAGCACCAACCACCACGGCGACCCCUUUCAGGUAAUCACCACCGCACUCUCCGACGUUCUCGUCUACUACUAUCCUUUCGCUGGUACCAUACGACAUCGUGACGGGGACGGCCGGCUCGAGCUAUAUUGCACCGUUGGCAAAGGAGUGCCAGUCAUUCAAGCAGCUGUCGACUGCUCGUUGGAGUUGAUCAACUACCUCGACGACUCGGCUGAGCAUUUUCUCGAACAGUUGGUGCCCAACCCCAAUUCAGACGAAGGGCUUGUCAAUCCCUUGAUUUUGCAAGUCACCAUGUUUACUUGUGGCGGGUUUUGUCUCGGGGCUGCUGUGCACCACUCAACGUCGGACGGACUCGGUGCGACUCAGUUCUUCAACGCUGUGGCUGAGUUAGCUCGCGGGACGACUCGGUUAUCGGUCGAGCCGGUUUGGGACCGGACGAGUUUGCUUGGUCCGAGAAAGCCGCCUAAGGUAGAGUUUCCUGUUCAGGAAAUUUUGAGCUUGGAUAAGGGCUUUUCGCCGUACUCGCAGUCGAGUGGACCGGUUGUCAGAGAGUGCUUUCCUGUGACGGACGAGUGGUUGGACCGGUUCAAGGAGUUACUGCGUGAACGGUCUGGUUCGAGCUUUACGACCUUCGAAGCUUUGGGCGCUUACAUUUGGCGAGCAAGGGUUAAAGCCUCUGGGGUUCCAGGUCAUGAGAUAGUGAAAUUUGCCUACUCCAUCAAUAUAAGAAAGCUAGUGAAACCCCCACUACCAGUAGGCUACUGGGGCAAUGGAUGUGUAGCAUUGUAUGUUCAACUCAGUGCCAAAGACUUGGUUGAGCAGCCCAUUUGGGUAACAGCCAAUCUGAUAAAAAAGAGCAAAGGCAAUGCUACCGAUGAGUAUGUGCGCUCAUUCAUCGACUUUCAGGAACUAAAUUAUGAAAAGGGGAUCACUGCUGGAAAAGGAGUGAGUGGAUUCACUGAUUGGAGACACUUGGGCCAUUCGACAGUGGACUUUGGUUGGGGAGGACCUGUAACUGUUUUACCGCUCUCAAGACACCUUCUUGGAAGUGUUGAGCCUUGUUUCUUCUUGCCUUAUUCUUCAGCAACUGAGGGGAAAAAGGAUGGGUUCAAGGUUUUAGUGUACGUCCAAGAAUCUGCUAUGCCUGCUUUCAGGGUGGAGAUGGAUAAGUUUAGCAUCCAAGAGUUUGGGUCAUCUUGAUGUACUUUGCCAUUCUUCUUCCUUGUUGUCUUGUUCUGGAGUUUGGCUGACAAUUGUCAAACCAAGACAAAGAAAAUUUAUGUUUUGUGAAAAUAAUUGCUGGAGAGAAACACAAUCAACAAAUAAAGGUUUCUUUGGUGUUUUAGUUUAUAUAGGAGGAUCAGUUUUCUCAUGUUUUCCCAUUAUGACUCAAUAGAAACUGCGUUGUAGAAUGUGGUUGCAAAGAUGUCAGUAAUUUUGUUCAAUCUUUUUUGUUCGAGUACCAGAUACAAAUGUUAUAGUGUUGGUUUAAGUCACUUUAUUUACAAUCUAAAUCUAUGAAGUGUUUGGAGUUCCUCCUUUAAGUUC